AUGGGGGGGGAGAUGGGGAGAAAUCAGAUGCUUCAGAACAUUUUUGGGGAGCACUUUGACGAAGACGAGGAAGAAGAGGAGGUCGACUCCGAGCACGAGGCGGCGGCUCAGCGCGCUAACUACCCAUCGGUAACUGGUCUAUCGCAAGUUAUGGAAUGGUUUUCCUAUUGGUACCUGCGACGUUUUUUUGGUGAUUAUCUGUCGCAUUAUUCCUCACGACGGAGAUACAAGGUGAAAGACAUUGUGUCUGUGAUAGAUUUGAUUGGGCACGGGAAGGUUUAGUUGUGAAAGUCUCCCUCGUUCGCCUCUUAUCAUAGAUGUAAAUCUUUAACCUCUUCCCUUUCCUCGACAAAAUCACGAAGAUAAUUGGUAGAUAGUAUUUUAGGUCUAAAAGCUACAGACAACGAUACGAAUCUUCGUCUGUGUGUAUAUAUAUAUAUCGUUUCAUUAUCCCUCUUUCUGCCUGCCAUGCCUAUCGCAACUCCAGGAUUUUCGCACGCGUGUGAAUUGCCUCCCUGUUGGAAGGCUGCCCUAGUUUGGUAUGUGUUAGUUUAGAAUCCCCUGAUGUCACUGCUAUGCGUUGUUAAAGUACUCUUAAUAGUGACUCUGUAGGCCUCAUAUAGUUUUGCCUUAAGGGCUCUAGGAGACAACUUUUUCUCAAUUGCGAUCCGCCUAUUUAUUCCUUCUAUUGAUGAAUGUUAACUUAUUCAAUGGUUCCAAUCUAAAGGCAUUACCACAGGAAAAAGCUAUUUCCUAGAAUUCCCGUCGGAAGUUGGGCCUUAUUUUGGAAGGGUUUGAGAAAAAAUCGUUAAUGUGUGAUGAAUCUUCAUUUAUUAGCAUAAAACGUCAAUUAGAAAUUUUGCGAAGGAAACGUUCUGUAUGAAAACGAAAAUUUUCAUAGGCAGGGUGGGUAACUGAGAAAGUCCUCAGGUUAAAACUUAAAAAAUUAGGAUGAUGAACUUUUCAGCAUUAAAACAUUGAGCCAACAUCAAUUUGCACCUAAAUAACACUGUUCACAAACACCUCUUAAGCCCAUUUAUAAUCAUAGUUUUCUUUGUUUUCCUUAUGCUUCUUUGCCUCCUGAUCACAUCUUGUGUUGCCAUUCUCCUCCAGAGGUUCAAAGCAAGUUGCUUCUGCUGGGUGCUGAUAGCAAGAGUUGGUUAGACAUUUAUCAGUUACUCUGAAGUUGAGGGAGGUAGUCAUAUCUUAUAUCUAUGCAGAGAAUCUCGUGGAGUAUUAGGGUAUCGUAUGGGAAGGAACAGAUAAGUGUGGUGAAGGAAUUUGUGUGAAGAUAUAAAGUCGACAUUGAAUGCUUACAGGAAACUCAAAUCGCUGAGGGAUUGUGUUUAUUGUGGAGUUUGAGAGUGAUAUGUUAAUGAAAAGUGUUGCAUUACCAACUGAAAGCUUGUCCAAAGGGGUUAUGCUCCUUUUGAACUAUGACUUUAAGAACUUGUUCGUUGACUUGAACGACAUUUCUCUGGUAUCUAUGGACCCUUUUCUAGAGCCAAGGUAAGAAGGUUUUGUGGGAGGAAUUAUUGAAGGAACAAUGCUGAUCGGGUCACUUUUAAUUGGUUCUUGGGGGUUCACUUAGUGUAGAGGCUGCAUUUGCCUAGAGAUCAGGAGAUGUAAUGUAUGUCAGUGAAAAGGGUAACUUCUCUAACUUCGUCACUGAAGCAGCUUUCUUUUGCGUUCGUACCUAAUUCUACUUUUACUUGGUCUAGUUUCAGAGAUAAUCCUCAUUCCCUGGCUGCAUAGAUUUCUAGUUUCCGUUGAUUGCCUUAUGAGAGUGGGUAUUCUCUCACAAACGGAUCUAGUGGAAAGAAGACGGUGGUCAUGAUCUUUUGCUGGGAGGGUUUAGUUCUUAUUUACAGGUAUUAGCAGAGUUGAUAAUGGAUUGAAUGUGAAGCCCAUGAACGGGAGAGGUGUGGUGGGAAUUUAUCGACAGUGAAACAAUUUCUUUAAGAGGAAAAUAGAACAUAGUGCACUUCUCUCCACCUGCCAAUGUCAAAGACUAUUAGAUAUUUACCUGCCAAGCUGGAGUGCACUUCUCUCCACCUUGCUUUAGUCCACUUUCUCACUCUAUCAUAAAUUCAUUAUAUCUUCAACAGAAAAAUCCUUUAUUUCAUUUGGUUUCGCGAACUGUUUCGACAGAAACAUGGGUUAAUGAUGCGCCUUUACAUCUAAGCAGGGUUCAUUGUAUUUGUUUUCAUGUUUGGUACAUCUUUGAUUUUCUUUCUACUUCCAGAAAAUUUCCCAAAUAAUCACAAAGGUCGUCAUCAACAUGAUGGUUUUGUGAAUUACUUUGCAUCUGCUGAGGGUCUGAAGAUCAUCACUGUUGGUUUUUUCUGAAUGGAGUCUUGUUUUAUUUUAUUUGUAUUCAGGACGGUGAAAACGAGCCCGAGAAUGAGGGUGAGGGUGAGGUGGAUGUGGAGGGAGAGAGGGGAGGGGAGGGUGAUGUGGAAAGUGAAGCAGAAUUACAUGAGACAUAUCCUGAACAGGGAGAGAGCGAGGGGGAAAGGGUUCAGAGUUCCCCGGAGAGGGAAGUCAGCGAUCAAAGGUUGGAAAGCGAAGGAAAAGAUGAAGAGAGUGAAGACCAUGGUUAUGGCCAAAGGGUAAUGACAGGCAGGAGGCGAGAAGUAGUUGCAAGUGAUUCAGAGAGAUCCGCAGACAACCAUUACGCUGACAAUGAAGACGAAGAGGUUGAUCAAGCUAUUAAACCAAGGUAUAACUCAUCUCUCUAACGUACAUUCUUUCAUAUUCUCUAAAGAUUUAAAUAUUCUUCAUGAUUUUCUCAAAAAUAGUGAAACUUUAAUCUCAUUAGUUAGUUUUAGUUGCUCUAGGCUUGUAGGCUCUCAGUGAUAGAAAUGCAAGUUAUUUGCUUGGGAUAUAAAUGAACUUUUCUCCAAACGUUCCUGUGAAGAAGUUCAAUGCAUAUAUGUGCAUUUUAUUGAAUAAUGUGCGAUUUCCAUGGCAUAAAAUUGUUAUACAUCAGCUACUAUCCAUCUAUACUUAAAUGACAUUAACAUCGUUUAAAAUCACAUAGAUAUACACAAGGAAACUGCACCCUGCGAUUGACACGAAGUGUUAGGAAUGAAACUACGGCACAUAACUUCGUGUUUCAUUGUAUAUGCGAUAUAAUAUUGUUAUGAACCUUUUUUUGAUGAAGAAUGAAUAGAAACUACGGAUCACCCUACACCAGAAAAUGGAAACCCCAUGCUGGCUUCAACGGAAAAAAAAUUGUUAUAACUGCACAGAACCCAUUGCUUUAGUACGUGUAAUGGUAGAAAUAGAUUUAGUCAGGUAUGAAGCAAAGUGUUGAGGUCUGAUUGAAGCAACUAGUUUAGAUGAAUACGUCGUAUUACUCUGUGCGCAGUUUUCUUCUUAUGCUUGAUGAUAAACCCUUCCCGAGCUUUUCAAGUUAGUUUUUCCAUAUACCCUAUUGACCUGUUUGAACCGUAUGACUCGAUUCUUUCAAUUUAAGGAGUAAAUAAAAACUUUUAGAUAUCCUUUUUCCAGAUCGUAAAUUUAUGCAAAAUACAUUUUUUUAUAAAAGAGGAAAGAUCUAUGCUCUUUCUCUAGCUUCUUUUAUUCUGGCCGGGUACCUUUUGCUUUCAUUCGGUUGUAUUGCAUAAAAAUCUCCUGCAUGAAAUACUGUUUGGCAUAUAUGACGAAAUUGUUAAUGUCAAAUGCCUCUUUUUUCUGCGAAUUUACGAUUAUUCUGUGUAUCACCAGGGAAAGAGAUCGCGCAGUUCGUGAUAUUCUUGGGGAUUCAGAUGAAGAUGAAGCAGCUGACUAUGAAUCUCAACAUGAAGUCGAGCAAGAUUCGCAUGUGAGUACGAAUUGUGCGGCUUAGUUCUUUUAUUUUGUUCUCUUGUACUGGAACCAGUGAAGUAGAAAUAUUGGUAUCUUAUUUUGUUUCCGUGAGUGUAGUGCACUUUGAUGGUUCACCAACAGUAACAAAUAACAACGAAGUUUCAAAGCUAUGCAAAAUUAUGUCUGCCAUAAUCUGUCUGAUGAACAUGUGCUAGGAUGCCCGAAAUAUUCACCUCUUAACUUACUGUUUUCUUAUGUCAGAGGUCUCCUGAUGAAGGGGAGGAGAGUGACGAGAAGGAUCUGAGGCCAGAAGACAUGAUUCCUGAUGAGGAUGGUCACUAUGAAUCUGACGAUGAGAACCUCGAGCACAAAAUGAAGGAAAAACCCGUAGGCCCUCCACUGGAUAUAGAGAUUCCUCUGCAUCGACCACCUGGUCGGCCCGAGAAGGUGCGCGUUCCUCAAUUUAUUUGACUGUUAAAUUUCAUUCUAAGGCAACUAACCAGGGGACCUGUUUCAGUAGAAAGACUCUGAAUGUCUUCACCAUGUCAUUAUUUUUUUUCUCAUGUCCGGGACCUGUUUAUGUACCAUUUUUUUUGCGGGUGUCAUUAUUUUUCCUGUAAUAAAUUGCAUGCGUAUGAGUUUUUAUUAUUAUUUUUGAACUUUUUUCUGUGAUUCUUUAGGUCUGACUGAGUGACUAAUAUUUGGCCGUGAAAAAUGGAAAAUGAGACUAUGUUGUCUAACAAACAUGAGAAAUGCCUGAUCUAUGGCUAUCAAAACAAAAAACAUCUCAUAAUCUAAGCAAGUCCUUGUUUCCCAGUCAGGGUUCAGUAAUGAAGCACCUAAUAAUGCAUCUUCACCUCCGAUUCUUUAGGGCAUCAUUGUUGCAAAAAUUUGCUACUUUUUGCGUGGUUUCUUUUUUAGGAUUGUAAAUAUUUCGCAACUGACAUUGACCUCUUUGUAGGCGUUCAUUCUCUGAUUGGUAACAAUCUUGUGUCAAUGGUUGUUGUGCCCUGCAGUUAAACAUGAUCAAGGUCUCUAACAUUAUGGGCAUAGAGCCAAAGCCUUUUGAUCCUAAAACAUACGUGGAAGAGGAUGUUUUUGUGACGGAUGAGUCUGGGACUAAGAAGCGCAUACGGCUAGAGGAUAAUGUUGUGCGCUGGAGAAGUGUCCGAAAUCGUGAUGGUACAACCUCUGUAAGUUCACCUUCCCUGUGACACCUUUUUAAGUUGCUUUGAUUUUGUGAAAUUGCCACCUAGUUUCAAUUUUUUAAAAUGUCAUGAUAAUGACAGUCUCUGACCCUUACCUUUGGUUCUUGAAGUUUGGUCUCAUCCGGAAGAUCCUCUUGGCUAAUAGGGGCUUCCAUGAUUUUGGUGGGUGGGGGUAGGGGGCUCCCCUCUGUGUUUUGAGGGAUGGGUUGGUUGGUUAGUGCCCUGUAAAACUUUGGCCCAGUCUGAUUGUGAGCCAGGUUCCACAUCUUGGGUGGUUUUUUUUUUCUUCUGGCUUUGAUCAAACAUGCAUAAUAUGAAGCCUUACGAUAAGUAGUACAGCUGAAAUUACCGUACAAGUGUAUCACAAGUACACUGAAAGGUUGCUCUUCUAUUCGUGAUAUCACACUCAAAAAGUCUAACUCUGUGGUUCUAUUAUUUUUUUUUAAAAAAAAGGGGUAUACAAGUGUAUUCCAGUGUGUUCUGGAAUACCCUCUGCACCCAACUCUUUCACUUUAGCACAUCCGAAUAGAGGGCCAUGGCAUGCUAGAAGUCCUCAAAUGGAAAUUUCUUCACCAAAUUCUCACCUUCAGUGGAUAUGCUGAAACCUACUUUUCAGAACCUCGCUUUGCUUUAAGACGAUUUACUUGGUCAUUUGAUUUUUCUAUCUCACUUUAUGUUCUGAAACAGAAAAUGAAACAUAUUAUCAUAUUUUGCAGUAUGAAAGCAAUGCACGUUUUGUGAGAUGGUCAGAUGGAAGCUUACAAUUACUUAUUGGGAAUGAAGUCCUUGACAUAACUGUUCAGGGAUCGCAACAUGAUCACACUCAUCUCUUUCUUCGUCAUGGAAAGGUGAUCUUUUAUCUUGGGUAGUUUUUUCUGCUUUAUGUUCUGUUAAUAUUGAGGAUAGGUAGUUAACCUAGAGCAUCAUCCCGAUUUUCUUCUUGAAUGGGGUUUUUUGCGAGGUAAUAAUUAUUUUUCGUGUGUAUAUUAUAUUGUAGAUUCAUUUCGUUAUUCCUUCUUUUCUAGUUUGUGUUCUUCUUAAUUAUCUUUAACCGGGCAGGGGAUUCUGCAAUCACAAGGGAGGCUCCUACAAAAGAUGAGGUUUAUGCCAUCUUCAUUAUCAUCGAAGUCCCAUCGAUUGUUGACGGCUCUUGUUGACUCCCGGCAUAAAAAGGUCUACAAGGUCAAAAAUUGCAUCACGGACAUUGACCCAGAAAGAGAGAAAGAAGAAAGAGAAAAGGUAGUUCAAGAGCUGGUUCAUCUCUUAUUUACUUACAAAUAAUUCAUGCAGUGUUCCGCCUUCCCUGUUCCUAUUUUUGAGUGUAUAUCAUUAUUAUUUUGGUAUCAUUCCUUUAUCCUUUUGGGCGGUUUCAUCGUUAGGCAGGGACCAUCAUCCAUGCUAUUUAAGUAAAUCACACCCUUUUCUCAUUUUGUUAAUCCUUUUCCUUAUAUUGAAGACGGUUCUCUGUUUAGAAUGAAUUCUGGAACCCUCCGCUUUUCAUAUCUCAGGACAAAUGCUAGGAGAUUAUUGUAUAUUUCUGGCAGCUCUGUCUAUCGUCUGCGUCCUGUGUCCAUCGUGUACACCGUUGCUAAGUAAUCCCUGCAAAAUGAGUUUCCGUUGGUUCAUGUCACACAUUUUGAUUCCUAAAUCUCUGCAUUACUCGUAGAACGGUACACUUCACACCCCCAUUCACAUGAGAUGAUUCUUGACGACGACCCGCCCUGUGGUACCUGCAAUCAUUGGGAUAUUGAUCACUAGGAUUCCUGAGGAGCAGCAAACUCACCAAGAGCUGAGACGUAACAUGCUCAUAAUUUUUGGGUCUUUGUGUGGCAAAUCAGUGCAAAAUAUGUAGUUCAGUGAUUUCCUUUUCAAUGAUUUAAAAUGAUGUUAAUCGAAGAGAUUGAGAUGUGAAAUCCGUUUUUGGGUGUGCUCAAACUCUUUUCCUUCGGUUGGGUUUUAGGACCGGAAUCUGUGUGGAUCCUUGGUGCCUUCCCCUUAGGAGGGCCCCUUCAGCUGACGCAAACACAUUUCCAUUAACGAGACACAAACAUUCUCUUCACCGUGUAUCAAGUUCUGGAUUUUUCGCGUGUUCUGUGUGUAAUCAUGUGAAUCGAAGUUAUCAGUUGCAGACUCCUGUUCUUCAGAUGAAGGUGCUCGUUUGCCCUUUUAUUUUUUGGAAUUAUCGUGGACGUUGAUGAAGUUGUUCUUUCGUUUGUCAGGCGGAAAGCCAGACAAUCAGAGCCAAUGAGCUUUUCCAUCGAAGACGAGAAAAGGUCAACCGUAAGUACGCUCCGACCAUUGAGAGGGGACGGCAACUUUCUCCAGGGUUCUUGGAGGAUGCGCUGGAAGAGGUCACGUUGACUCCACAUGAUCCUCACCGCUUGUUUCAUGAGAUCUCCCAGAAGAAUUAUCAUCCCUGAGUAGUCACAUAUCCCAUCACCAUCGUCUGACGUGUGUUCAUCUUCCUCAGGAUGACGAGCGCGAGGAGUAUGCCACAUCCAGACAGGCUGCAGUUCGUCAUCGUUUUGAGGAAGACAUGGAAAUUGAAGCGCAGGCUGAACGGCGCAUAAUGAGUGCGAAGAGGGUGAGCUCCUCUUUCUCCCUCUCGGAGCUUCUUCUCCCUUUCCAAGGCUAUUUACUGGUAAUCCAUCCUUGUGGUUGACCUGCUUCUCCCCGACCAGAACCUCGUGGCCAGAGACGGCUCUCGCAAGCCGCCAUCGGCUGCUGUGCGUUCGUCGAGGCGUGUAGCGGAGUAUUCCGAGAGCGAGAGGGAGGAAUCCGAAUACGAAAGCGACGGAGACGAAGGUGAGAGGUCGCCGGCGUACAAGAGGGCUGAGGAAUCAGACCGCGAGGAAGAGUCCGACGAGGAGCCGGAGGCCGAGGAAGCCGCCGGAGCGAGCGCGCCGUCGGAGGAAGACGAAGAAGAGGUUCGCCACCUCCUCCAUUACAUCGAGAAAUGUUGUCCAUUGAAUUGGAAUCUGGCUGGACCAGAUCGCUGAGCUUCUCCUCGUUGCAGGAGCCGAGGAGGAGAGUCCGGGAAGGAGGGUCCAAACGGAAGGGAUUCGAGUCGGACGGCGAGUCUCCGGCGAGGAAAGCUGCGACCCACCGCCGGAAAGCCUUUGUCUACGAUAGCGACGAGGACUAG
This is a messenger RNA of Spirodela intermedia, 8166 nucleotides long. The record is from the annotation of a GenBank genome assembly. NCBI's taxonomy places the organism in Eukaryota, Viridiplantae, Streptophyta, Magnoliopsida, Alismatales, Araceae.